Molecule: messenger RNA, 4998 nt
Organism: Pezoporus occidentalis (night parrot)
Lineage: Eukaryota; Metazoa; Chordata; Aves; Psittaciformes; Psittacidae
Gene: TACC1
Product: transforming acidic coiled-coil containing protein 1
Exons: 14
Coding region: 35-2224 (729 amino acids)
Biological process (GO): cerebral cortex development; cell population proliferation; mitotic spindle organization
Cellular component (GO): cytoplasm
Source: RefSeq, a predicted model, not a curated record
GGAAGGGAACGGAACGGGGGCUCGGAGCGGGCCGAUGGCGUUCAGCGCCUGGCAGAUCCUCUCCCCGGUGCAGUGGGCCCGCUGGACCUGGUCCGCGGUGCGGGGCGGCGGCAGCCCCGACGGGGAGGAGGAGGAAGACGAGGAGGAGGAGGAAGAGGACCCGGCCCUCGGCUUCAGCUCGGACUCCAAAGAUAGUUUUGAGACCCCUGAAGCAGGGACGCCGACCAGCGCGCUGCUAAAGGAGCCGCCGCUGGAGCCCGAAGCCGGGACCCGGGAGCCAAGUGGCCAUGGUGACCUGCUGGUAGGGGAGGUCCAUGGGGACAGCUCGCCAGGGAAGCAUCCCAAAGAUGAGGCUCGUGUGGAGAUCGCAGCCCCUAAAGCCAGUUUGGAUGCCAAAGGGGAAAACGACCCCGAAGAUGCAUCCCUGAGGCAGCCUCAGGCUCACAUCCAGCCCCAAGGAGCACCGGGCAGUGGGGCCGACCAGGAGCGGGUCAUGUUGGGAGAGGAUGCGGCGGAUGCCAGCAUGGGGAUGAUGGAGCCGAAGGGGGAUGCUCUGGUCCAGGAUGGGAAAGGGAUAACAGAAGGAUCCAUAGAGGAGACCCUGGAGCUGUACGAUGGGAGUGUGAACCCCGCUGUAGCAUCAGCCCCACACUGCCCUCCCCACCCCAGUGACAGCGUUGGGGAGCAAGGGGGGGACCCGGAGCACAAAGAGCAGCUCCCAAAGCCUGAGGUUGAUUCGAUGGAGGGAGGAGAGAGCCCGGAGACCAGGAGAGCAGCUCCCAGGAGGGGCAGCAGGAUCCCGGCCAGCAAAGUGACACCGAAGAGGCACCGAGAGCCCCCCAAGAAACCAGUUGAGGAUGCAGAGAGGGGCCCCAUGGAUCUGCCCCUUCCCGGCUCCCCCCGCCUGGGUCCUGCACCCCGGAUAGGCCCCUUGGGUGGCAGCUCAGCGCUGCAGGACUCAGCGCCGGCUCUCCCCAAAGGGUCCUACCAGUUCGACCCCAAUCACUUUGAGGCAAUGGAUCCGUUGAAGCCCACCAAGACCCUCGGCAGCUCCACCACCGACUCCUGCCCUGCUGCUGACAACAGCCUCAAUGAGAUCCUGGAGUCUCAGGCGCUGGAGGUGCAGGAUGAGCCCGGCAGAGGCAGCGGCUCCCCCAAGAAGCCCAAGUCCCGCCUGAUAACGACCACUGAACAAGUGAAAUUUCUCUGUUUUCUGUUGAGCGGCUGCAAGGUGAAGCCAUACGAGGCACAGCCCCUGGUCCUGGAUGCUGGCGCUCAGGAUGAAGCAGCGCUGAUCCCAGAAAUCCCAGAUAUUGCCAAUCGGGAUGGACGAGCCACUGAUGAGGAGAAGCUGGCCUGCACCACGGCACAGAAACCUGGGCUGGAGAAGAAGCCUGAGCCCGAAGAUGACCUGGAGUACUUUGAGUGCUCCAACGUCCCUGUGCCAGCCGGGAAGCACGGCACGGAGCCAGGCCCUGAAAAGGAGAUCUCCAAGCAGGUGGAAAAGGACAUCUUCCCUGGCAAUCCCGGGCUGUGCUCCAUGGACAAGUCCCCCUCAGCCACCACCAGGAGCGAGAGUCCCUUGGCCAGCAUCUGCCUCAGUGAAUGCGAGAAGACGGCCGUGCUCACGCUCAUCCGAGAGGAGAUAAUCACAAAGGAGAUCGAGGCAAGCGAGUGGAAGAAGAAGUACGAAGAGAGCCGCCAGGAAGUGCUGGAGAUGCGGAAAAUCGUGGCUGAGUAUGAGAAGACCAUUGCCCAGAUGAUAGAGGACGAGCAGAGGACGAACAUGACGUCCCAGAAGAACCUGCAGCAGCUCACCCUGGAGAAGGAGCAGGCGCUGGCGGACCUGAACUCGGUGGAGAGGUCCCUAUCGGAUCUCUUUAGGAGAUACGAGAACCUGAAGGGUGUCCUGGAAGGCUUCAAGAAGAAUGAAGAAGCUCUGAAGAAGUGUGCUCAAGAUUAUUUAACCCGGGUCAAGCAGGAGGAGCAGCGGUACCAAGCCCUGAAAGUCCAUGCGGAGGAGAAGCUGGACAAAGCCAACGAGGAGAUCGCCCAAGUGCGUGCCAAGGCCAAGGCAGAGAGCACGGCGCUGCACGCGGGGCUGCGCAAGGAGCAGAUGAAGGUUGAGUCCUUGGAGAGAGCCCUGCAGCAGAAGAACCAGGAGAUUGAGGAGCUGACCAAGAUCUGCGAUGAGCUGAUAGCGAAGCUGGGCAAGACGGACUGAGUCCCACCACCCCUCGCCCAGCACUCUGCACUUGGCCGCUUUCCUCCUAACGUGCAGCACUUUGCCUUACCCCAGGACCCCGGCACAGAGCACAGCAUCCUGCUGCCUGCUCCCUGCAUCCCAGGGCUCCGGGACCGCGAUCCCUGCAGUCAGGCUGCGUGUCCCUCUGCGCCGAUGCCACCUCUCAAGUGGGAGGUGGGAUUCCCCCCCCCUACCCCAGACCCUGUGUCCUUUGUCUGGGUCUGGUUGUGCCCCUACACACUCUUGUCACUUACUGUCCCCUCCUGCUCCAGGUUGACCCUAUGAGGCCCUGCCAUGGGAUGUGGGUGAUGCCGAUGCCGGAGCCGCUGGUCCUUGCACUAGGGAGGGGACCAUGCACAUGGGUGCAUGGCUGGGGAGAGGCAGCAAAGGGGAGCCUUUAUGUUUGGGGCCACCAGUGUGAUCCUUUGGCCAAAGCAGCCUCCCAUUAGGUCGAUUGGUUUUGGGAGAGGUGCUGGGGUUCAGGGAGCUGGUCCCAGUCUCUGGUCCGUGGGUGGAAGGCAGCCCAGAGCAUCCUCAUCCCUGGCUGUGCCAAUGGAACCCAAUGUCUCUGCAUUCGUGCACUUUAUUAGCAUUUAUGAGCACUGAGGCUCUCUGCUCACUUCUUCCAGGCAGGCACGGUCCUGUUACACAUCUCCUUCCCUUGGGAGCACGGAUACAGCCGCUUCACCUGCAGUAACUUGAGUCCUCUUAAAGCAGAGCCCUGCCAAGGGGAGGGCAGGAGGCUCCUGCACCGGGAGGUGUUGGAGACAUGGGGAGAUGCUGGUUCUGCAGAGCUGGUGCUGGUCCAUUUGCCUGCCCCACGGUCACUGCCCUUCACAGUGCUAAAGCCAAGCCCCGUGCCCUUGGCUCCCCAUGCCACAGCUGCGCUAGGAUGGAUGUUACAGGAGGAAAUUGCUUCAUGAUCCUGCUGGCUUCAGGCUCUUUCCAUCAGUGCAGAACAGAGCAGCCCUGCCCGGCUCUUUGCUGCUCUCAGAAAUGCCCUUGCAGCACUGAACGUGAAGGGAACCAAACAAAAGGCAGCCUUGACAGGCACAGGCAGGUCCGGGCAGCAGGGAAGUACCCUUUGGAAUCUAUGGAUGCAGCCCAACAUCUGCUUUUCCACGCAGGCAGGGUGCCCGCUCCGCCUCCGAGUCCAUGGCCAUGGCCAUGCCAACCACUGAGGUUGCCUUUGGAUGGGCUGGGAAGCGGGGGGCUCCUCAAGAUCUGGGGUUCCAUGGGGGGCUGUGGGUCAGUGCAGAAGCAUCCCUGCAGAAGGCGGAUGGAUGGGAUCAGGCAAUAGCUGCAGUGGUAAAGGGAGGACUCUAUCGCCUUGAGCGGGGAGUCGUAAAGCAUCACAUAAGGGAAGUAUUUGCUCUUUGGACUGUUUCCUACCCAGCCUAUUUGAAGACUUUCACAAACCUUUUUGCUGCUACCUUUUUGUAAGAGAAUUGAGCUGGUUUCCUUCUAUUUUCUAACCCCAGUGGUGCGCAUGCAGUGUUUAACCCAGAGCCAUGCACUUGGUUAUAUUUUAGUAGCUAUAUGAUGUAUAGAGAGAGUUUAUCACGCACUUAAGCAGACGAAGAUGCCAGCAGCCUGCCCUAGCACGCAGAGUCCGGGCCUGUUCCCUGCGCUCCCAGUUAUCCCAGUGACCGGGGUGGGGAAGCUGAUGGCUGACACCAUCCAUGGCUUUGUGCUGAAUGUUUGCCCCUUUGCACAGCAAGGAAACCCCCCUUUUCUGCUCUUUCCCCCCCUCUUUCCCCUCCCCACACAUCCAUGGGCUGGUAGGAAAGCCUCUGGCAGAUGAUGGGCAAGGCUGAUUCCUGUUUGGGAAGUCAAAGUGCCAGCCUCAGCCCACUGGAGCAUCACUGCCCUUCCCUCUGUAUAUCAUCAGAAUUAGGGGUAUGCAGACUACAGCACUGCUCUCCCACUCCAGAACAGCAUUCCCGCCUGGAUGCAUGACCCUUUGGACCUCCUGGGGGUCUGUGCAGGUGAAUUGACCCCCUUGAGACCAGGAAUUACUUAGGGAGCUGGGUUUUGCCCUUUGCAGCAGCAUCCUCCCCAUCUGCUUCCCAGAGCCUCUCCCGGUCCCACUCGCUGCCUCUGUCACCCCAGUGCUGCUGCAUCCCUGCGCCUGUCAGCAUGCACUUCCAGUCUGGGCGAAAGAAGAUUCCUAAGGAAUGAUUUAUUAACUAUAAUAUGGUUAUAGUUACAUAUAUAUAUAUAAGUAUAUGUAUAAUGGUUAUAGUUCUAUAUAAUAGGAGGCGUGUGUUUGUAGCUGCAAGCAGGCAGGACUGUUGCAUCCCGAGUGCUGCUCUUAGGAGCCAGCUGUGGAUGGGGCUGGCUUAGCCCUGGAGCUAUCAUCCCAUUUGGAUGCCACGUUCCGGUCAGGAUGCAUCCCGGUUAGGGGAGCACUGCGGGUACCCGUGUUUGGGCUCCCAGCAUCGUGGUGUUUGUCAUCAUCUGCUUGCAGUAGAGGUGAAAUCCCUGCAUCCAGCGAAGUGCCGAUGAGGAACUGCCCUGACGUUAGAUGGCUCCCCCCAAGGCAGGCGCUUCCCUGCACUGACCCCAAUCGCUUCCCACCACGUGUGUAAGUGCCAUGGCCAUCGGUUUUAUAUGUCCACUGAGUUCCCUUUUCUAUGUCAGGUAAAUAUUUGUAAGAGUUAUACUCACACAGAUUAUUCUAACGAUUACUAAUAUAUUUUUGUUGCCAUGUUUCAUUGCCUGAAUAAAACCCGUGUUUAUCACUCUUGAAA